AUGCCUCGGGGGCAGAAGAGUAAGCUUCGUGCCCGUGAGAAACGCCGUCAGGCCCGGAGUGAGGCUCAGGGUGUCCAGGAUGCUCAGGCCACUGCAGCAGCUGAAGAACAACCCCCCACUUCUCCCUUUCCUCCUUUUGGUGGUGCCAAGAGCCAAGAUGAGGAAAGACCAAGCACCUCUCAGGCACAGCCAAGCACUGAUCAUUACCGCAGAACCCCUCUAGAUGAGAAGGCAAUUCUAUUGGUGCAAUUCCUGCUGCGCAAGUAUAACAUGAGGGAGCCCUUAACAAAGGAAGACAUGAUGAAGUACGUCAUCAAAAAGCACAAGGAGCAUUUCCAUGAGAUCCUCAGGAAAGCCUCUGAGCUAAUGGUGCUGGGCUUUGGCAUUGAUCUGAAGGAAGUCAACCCUACUAGGCACUGCUAUGCCCUUGUCAGCAAAUUUCAGUGCACCUGUGAUGAUGACAGGCUGAGAGGUGAAGAGAUCAUGCCCAAGACAGGCCUCUUGAUGACUAUCCUCUGUGUGAUCUUCAUGAAGGGCAACCAUGCCACUGAAGAGGAUAUCUGGGAAGUACUCAAUGUGAUGGGGAUAUAUGCUGAAAGGAAGCACUUCAUCUAUGGGGAUCCCAAGAUGUUCAUCACCCAAGAUUUGGUGCGGGAAAGGUACCUGCAGUACCAGCAGGUGGCCAACAGUGAUCCUCCACGCUGUGAGUUCCUGUGGGGCCCGAGAGCCCAUGCUGAGACCAGCAAGAUGAAAGUCCUUGAGUUCCUGGCCAAGAUCCAUGAUACGGUCCGUAGUGCCUUCCCAUCCUGGUAUGAAGAGGCUUUGCGAGAAGAGGAAGAGCAAGCCCGAGACAGAUUUGCAGCUCUGCUUCAUACUGGUGCCCUGGCCAGCGUGCGCCCCAGGGCCAAUUUUGGCAGCUUCUCCCACAUGUAG
Ailuropoda melanoleuca (giant panda) is the source of this 933-nucleotide messenger RNA. Its product is annotated as melanoma-associated antigen B10-like. Gene Ontology annotation, biological process: negative regulation of transcription by RNA polymerase II. The coding region runs from base 1 to 933 and encodes 310 amino acids. The record is from RefSeq and is a predicted model, not a curated record. Gene Ontology annotation, cellular component: nucleus. The transcript has 2 exons. Lineage: Eukaryota; Metazoa; Chordata; Mammalia; Carnivora; Ursidae.